ACAACCGUCAAUCUGGUUCUCGUCAUUAAAUUUGUUCUCUCAGCAAAUGUGAACAUAUUGGCCAAUACAGUCAGCAAAAGAGCAAUGGAUAGAAUUCAUACAAAAAAGAAAAGUGCGCUAACCCACGAUAGAAGUUUUAAAUGUCGCCAUGCAUCCGAGCCACAACGUCGAUUUGCACUACACUCUCUAGCUCUGUCUCUACAAUGAUUGUCACAUCGGUCCUCACAAUAUCCCUUCAUGGGUGGCUGGUGCGCAGUGCCACCGUCUACUCUCGCGAUAUCUACAUAGAUUUCGACGUCAACCAAGUGGAAAACCUCACAUCUCAAAAACGAAAGAGCGACCGCAAAUGGGGAACUCAAUUCCAAAAUCUUGUCAAGCUAUUAACUUCCUUCGUCUCUGUCUUUGAUGAUAUUGCCUUCCAUGAUGGUCCCACUUUUCUCCCCUUUAGACGUACAUUCCAACUGUUGACCCCUACAUAAUCCGUCUGGUUCUUUACACCUCCCUUCCCGCAAAGCUUUGCAAGUCUCAGAUCAAGGCAUUUACGCCACACCAGUGGUAGCCUGGA
This is a messenger RNA of Alternaria alternata, 565 nucleotides long. RefSeq lists its product as hypothetical. Lineage: Eukaryota; Fungi; Ascomycota; Dothideomycetes; Pleosporales; Pleosporaceae. The transcript has a single exon. Bases 141 to 479 code for a protein of 112 amino acids. The record is from RefSeq and is a predicted model, not a curated record.